ACAGGAGCGAAGGAGAACGUCGAGAGAUCUGCGGAGGUGCCGGCCGCCCCUUCCGCCGCAGCGUUGUCCCCCUUUGCCGCGCCAGCCUUGCAAGUGGCCCGAAAGGGGGCGGGGGAAGGCGGGGCAGGGGCGGAGCCGCGGGCGCGGCGCCGCGCUGUCCCCGGCCGCCGCCCGCUGGGGUUACACACCGCGUGUAAACAGUACCCCCGGGCACCAGCCCAGGCACCGCGAGGGAGCGGAGCUGCCCGGCCCGCCGCCCGCCGGGAGCCAGCGCCGAGCCUAGCCGAGCGCCCUGCGCCGCGCGGCCCGCCCGGGAGGAGGGCGCCGAGGAGCGAGGAGGGCGGGCGGCGGGCGGGAGGCGGAGGGGGCGGGAGCGGGCGGCGAGCGCCGAGCGCCGAGGCUGAGGGAGCGGCGGGCGCGGCGGGCCACGAUGGAUUUCCAGCAGCUGGCCGACGUUGCGGAGAAAUGGUGCUCCAACACGCCCUUCGAGCUCAUCGCCACCGAGGAGACUGAGCGCAGGAUGGAUUUCUACGCCGACCCUGGUGUCUCCUUCUACGUGCUGUGUCCGGACAACGGCUGCGGCGACAAUUUUCACGUGUGGAGUGAGAGUGAGGACUGCCUGCCUUUCUUGCAGCUCGCACAGGAUUACAUCUCCUCCUGCGGCAAGAAGACUCUCCACGAAGUCCUGGAAAAAGUCUUCAAGUCUUUCAGACCUUUGCUGGGGCUUCCGGAUGCAGAUGAUGAUGCAUUUGAAGAAUACAGUGCAGAUGUGGAAGAGGAGGAGCCAGAGGCGGACCACCCCCAGAUGGGGGUCAGUCAGCAGUAAACCUCCAAGGGCUCUCACUGGAGAAGGAGAGUGAGCCCUGUGGUACCUAGGUGGGGUUGCGUGCUCCUGGGUUAGCAUUUUGCAUUAGUACUCUGAAACAGGACUUCUAGCUCCCAGCAUCCAAAUUAAAAUGAAAUACCUUUUUAAUGACCACUAAAUGUCUGUGAUGAGCUGUGCUCAGAAGUGACCUGAAUUUCACUCCUGCUUCAUUGGGGUUUCUAUGGAGUUGUCUUGGUAGCCUUUGCCAUUUUGAAUUUAGAGUCCAUUUUUUGGCUGACUAUUCUCUCUUGAGUUUAUUUUGGAGAAUUAGCAUUCACUGACUCGAAUGUAGAAAACUUUGAAUGUAUUAAGAAUAUGCGUUGAGUCCUCACAGGUGCCCUUACUGAGGGAAAGCGUGGCAGAGAAGACAUGCAGUCUGCACUUUUUAUGUACUUUUUAAGUGUCUGUAAGUGAAAGGUUUUGCUAAUAAAGCAUGAGUUUUAAUAUCUAGUCAUUAAACUGCACAAGUGCAAAUACAAGGGCAGAAAAGGAUAAUUACUUAGCUUUGGAUUAAGAGGGUAGGAGAGGUGGAGAAGCUUUUAAGUGUUUUGCCAUUACUAAAGUACCUGGGUAUGUAGCAACUGGUUCAUGGUUAGGUAUAAAUGUUACUUGCUUGUUCAAUUGUUUCAAAAUGUGCUAAUUCCAAAGCCACAUUUAAAGUCUAAUCAUGGAAAUAUAAAUGGGUGAAGACAUAAAUUACUGAUUUCUUUAAAAUGUUUAUAAACCAUCCUAUAUAUGAAAUGAAACAUUUACCUUCUCUCUUUAUAAUGAGAUGGCAACUUGUCAAAUCAUGAAAACAUCCAGAAUCCAAGUGCCACUUAAUAUUUGAAGCCAUACAUAAAUUUUAAAGGAAAAUAAACCAGGAUAAAAAGUUUUAAAAAAUAUGAUAGAAUCCUUCUAUACUUUCUUAAUCUUUUAUUUAAAAAAAAAACUCAAGAAAAGGAUUCCAUUGUGUAAUUUAUUAAAAAAUUAUAAUCAAGUACUUUCAGGGACCCAAUUCCAGUAAAUUUUUAAAGGCAUGUGAAAGGUAUCUUUUAAUCAUGGAUUAGCGUGGUUAAAAAAGAGGACAUCUUAAUGAUCAAGAUACUCAGACAACACACAGGAACAACUUGCACAAUCGGAAAUAUGACUGGCUGUCAUCAUUUAGCCAAAAAAUACAUACUGGGGAAAUCCUUUAUAAUGCUAACUUGGAAUUAUCUGAAACAUUCAUUUUCUUGGAACCUUCAACAUCUCUGGUUCUUAAUAACUUAGGAUGUGGAAUGCCUCCUUUAUAAUACUUGACUAAACCUACCAUCUGGGGUGGGAAUGUUUUAAAUACACACACACAUGCCGGUUAGGUUGUCAAAGUUCUGAUUCUGAAUUUUAAAAACAGCAGCAGCAGCAGCAGAGGCCACAGAACUUAGGAAGUCUUGUGUAUCUCCAGGCAUGUGGGUCUAAACCUGAUCGUCUCAACAUUUUCUGUUUCAUUGAUCAGUGGUGUGCGAAGUUUGGCUGCUCGUGGUAACACAGUGUACUGCAGUUUUAGGUCAUCGGGUAAAAUAAUGCCACAGUGGUUUCCAUCUGUGCUUCAGUACCCAUAUCUUUUCUUUUCUUAGAAAAACAUCUUAAAGGUUAAUUUCAAGUAAAAUGACUUUCCUUCUGGGUAGCCUAUUAGCAAAACAAAACUUAGUAUUUGGAUGGAGUGAGCAUAUUCCACUCUUUGUAGCCCUGCCUAUGUUCUAACCUGCUCUGUUUAUGAACAAAGGUCCUUGUGAGCUGUAGGUUAUGUAGGUAUCACCCAGGUUUGGUAACCUCCGUUUUAACACAGUAGCCUUCAAGAGUGACUUCUGCAAAUGAAAUGAAGAUGCUUGGCUAGCUUGCUCCAUUCUGAAGGUAAACUGGAAUUUUAUACAGUUUUAUAGGCUUAAAACCUAAAUUUACAUAUGUUUGGAAAUUGAAUAGAUAUUGUUGAUAACAUAAAGUGUAUUUUAUUGAAAAGGUGUUUAGACUUUGACCAAAUACAUGUCGGUAUUAUGUUAAUGUUCUCUGUUUAUAAAAAUUGAACUGAGAUAGACUCAGUCAUUCAGUGGGCUGAUGAGAAUUCUGGUCUUUGUUCUGCCCUAGGGGUAGGGUAUAGAGAAGGUUACUUAUUUUCCAUGGCAGAACCCCAGAAGGCUUUAACAAAUCAGAUUGUUUGCCCCCAAAACUUCCUUUUCCCUGCUUGCCUGCAUAUGUCCCCAGUGCUGGUACACAUGUGCAGAGCUUCACCUGGAGGGUGGUGAGGCCAGGCAGCCUGUGGUUUCUGCUGUAGAGAUGGUCCCAUGGUGAACAUGUUCCUGACCUUUCCUACGUACAAACACACUCACCACGAGGCAGCAGCAGUGUGGUGGGAGGACCAUCCCUGGGACGUAGGAAGGACAUGUGGGUUCUAGUAUCGACUCUGUGUGACCUGGAUAAGUCACUUAACCAGUUUGUGAACAAAAGGUGUUUGCCCUUCCAGCUGUAAACGCUGCCCUCCAUUCCUGCCCCAUGACGUGUGUGUGAGUCAGGGAAGCUCUUAGGGACACGAGAAGGAAAUACAUCUGGGAUCUUGCCAUGAUGCUGCCCUUAGGAUACUGGCCCUAGAACUACCUUAGGAUGUGUUGGGCUGUAAAUGUCCUAAAGCCCAGGACCCAUUACUGCAGGGCUGAUGAAAUUCUAUUCCUUAGAGGAGAGGGUGAAGUGAGGCCCAGGAAAUGGCUUUGUCUCAACUGUAUAUGCUCUGCCUGCAAGAGGCACAGCUUUUCCUUGUCCCCUGGCAGACUGGGGCUUUGGAACUGGUCUGUGUUUAACCUAACUGAGAGGAGGAGAUUUGCAUGAACAAUAGCUGGAAGAGAGUGAAAGAUGAGUGCUAUUACUUUCUUGCCGUGUCAUCCAGUAGGGAGAAAAGUGACAGUGAAAGUCAAAUAUGAGAGAGAAUGCUUGGGGGAGUGCUUGAUUGCCCACUGGUCACUGUGGACCAGGUGUGAAAUUGGAGCUCAUGCCUAUGAUAACAGUACAAAAAAAACACCAUCCCGGGUUUGAGGGAAUCAUGGAGACAUUUUUUGUAUAGUUACCUGGGCACUUUGCUCUGCCUGAUAAUCUCGAGCAGACUUCAGGGAAUCAGAGUGAACUGCAGAGCCAGGGAAGGAGGUGAGACCCCACACAGCACCUGUCGCCACUGUCCCCACUGUGUCCCUCACGUCUCCCAGCCCCAUUGCAGCACAUGGUACAUUUUGUUUUUCCACGGCCGGAACACGAAAAGUCUCUUACAUAAGGAUUCUCCUUGUGUCCUGGUGCCAGAAUUAGGUUUCCUGUGUACUUAAAUGAAAACCUCUCUUCUAGGAGUUGCUAUCAUUUUUCAUGUAUAAACAGAAACCAUUCUCUAGCACAAUAUGUCUCUGAAUAUUGUUUCUCUUUCAUAAGAGCACAAAGUAUAUGGACCUAGGGGAGCUGUAAUCCCAGGGAUCAUCAGAAUUUGUGUUUUAGGAAUAUGCCUUGCAUGUUAAAAUUCACAAGUUGGGAAGCUGUGAUAGGAAUAAAUCUGAUUUCCCACAGAGAGAGGCACAAAGGAAUAGGCAGGACUUAAUUUGGGGUGUGGAGAAAUGAAUAAGGCAGAAUGAGAGAGUCAGGGUCUGACAGUUGUCACAUGAGAUACAGGAAACUGUUUUCAUGGCUUUCUUCACUAGAGACCUUCUGUCCUCAAAGGGACUGACCAUAUUGAGAGGCAGAGCCUUGUGUUGGCAAUGGCUUUGCGACUUUAAAAAUGCUCCCCAGCCGAGGAGACAGCAAGGGUCCUCCUAAUCUGGGGGAGUUCUUUCCCUCCAUAAAACCAGCUACCAGCCAGAGAAGCCUGUCUCCCCAAAGUGCAGACAGAUUUAAGAGGGACCCCAGUUACCUGGCAGAUAAACCGUGGAGCCACACUCAGGUCUCAGAGGUGGCUGGGAGGAGAGUAUGGUUAAGAAUUUGCCCUCAGGCUAGAGGGUAGAGCUCUCCUCCUCCACAGUUCUUCAAGUGUGUAGAAAGAGCACAAAUAAAAUUCAAGUGGGUCUCAGGCCCCUUUUCCUUGUAGUGAGCGUUAACUCCAAAGAGAUCCCAUUGCCAAUUGCUUAGUCUUCAGAGAAGCCUAAACAUUUUUUGGAAUUAAAAACUAAAAUCCUCUUUUAUAAAGACCAAGUCAGUUAUCCUGGUUAUGUGAUAACAGAUAUGACACAGAAAGCUGAAGCCUUUUACAUUUUAUAGAGUAAUUCUAAAACUUGCCAGAAUGCCAGUAGCCUGUGGUGUCCCUGGUAAAAUAUCUAUAGCUCCUGCUCACCAGGAAAAUUGUUAAAUAAUACAUCGUCUUUUAUAUUUUUAUUUAGAUUUGGAUUACAAAAAUACAGUACCUAUGAGCAUUUCAUGUUAGAAACCCCAUUUAAAGCACUCUUAAGGUUGAAUAGGCACAAGCAGUUAAAAGUGUGUGCCAGGCCACAUAAAAAUAAACAUUUAAUUUGCUUAGAACUGUAUUCAAGUUGUUUGGUACCAGAGAGAAAGCUACCAGUUAGUUAUUUGUAAACUGCCUUUUCCUGUUUGGUUUUUUUGUUUUUGUUCUUUAGAUUCACUUUCUCCUAAUAUUUAGGCAGAUGAAGGUGCAGUGCUGUGCUCUGUGCAAAGGUCAGCUUUUGCUUUUUUUUUGAGACAGAGUCUCACUUUGUCGCCCUUGGUAGAGUGGCGUCUUAGCUCACAGCAACCUCAAACUCUUGGGCUCAAGUGAUCCUCUUGCCUCAGCCUCCCAAGUAGCUGGGACUGUUAAGGGGCCCGCCACAGUGCCCAGCUAUUUUUAGAGAUGGGGUCUUGCUCUUGCUCAGGCUGGUCUCCAACCCUUGAGCUCAAGCGAUCCACCUGCCUCAGCCUCCCAGAUGCUGGGAUUACAGGCGUGAGCCCCUGCGCUCAGCCCAAAAUGUCAGCUUUUAAGAGGAGGAAGUAAGUCUAGUGCUCGGACUGAAGUAACUAUCUGUGAUGCAGUCUUAAUUUGUGUAUGAAGAGCAAAUUUUAGCCAUCUACACAAGAAGCAAAAGCAAGGAACAGUUGUCGGGGUUUUUUUAGGCAAGAAAUGUUUCGUGUAGGGUAUGUGUGCUUUCUUUGCCUUCAUAUUUCCUUUCAAAGAAAUCUCUUGUAAAUUACAAAACUGUGAAAUGGGUUGCCAAAAAUUGUUGCCCUUUGUUAGAUGCUUUAAACAGUGUAAAUUCUAGAUUAAACCCACCUACACCUGCACCCGCCCAGAGGGAGGGCCUAAUUCACAUUGGAAUUAUCAUAAGCUUGCUAUUAAAGAGCCUUCCAAA
Molecule: messenger RNA, 6183 nt
Organism: Nycticebus coucang (slow loris)
Lineage: Eukaryota; Metazoa; Chordata; Mammalia; Primates; Lorisidae
Gene: MTURN
Product: maturin, neural progenitor differentiation regulator homolog
Exons: 3
Coding region: 431-826 (131 amino acids)
Biological process (GO): regulation of signaling; positive regulation of megakaryocyte differentiation
Cellular component (GO): cytoplasm
Source: RefSeq, a predicted model, not a curated record